GCACGCACCCACACACGCACCCUCCCACGCACGCUCGUGCACUGUCUCGCAGCGUGACGUAUACACCCUGGCCCCCGGUUAGCUAGCUGCUAAGCUAGUUAGCUAGUUGUUGUUGUAACUAGUCAGUCAACAAGCGAACACCGGAAUAUCGGUGAACGGUAGCUGUCGACCAUGGACGACGAAAGCCACCCUAAGACCCUGUAUGUGGGAAACCUCUCCAGGGAUGUAACAGAAAUUUUGGUUCUGCAACUCUUCACCCAGAUUGGGCCUUGCAAAAGUUGUAAAAUGAUCACAGAGCAUACAAGCAACGACCCCUAUUGCUUUGUGGAGUUCUUUGAACACAGAGAUGCUGCUGCAGCCCUUGCAGCCAUGAACGGGAGGAAGAUAUUAGGAAAGGAGGUCAAAGUAAACUGGGCCACCACUCCAAGUAGCCAGAAGAAAGACACAUCCAAUCACUUCCAUGUUUUUGUGGGAGAUUUGAGCCCUGAGAUCACCACCGAGGAUGUCAAGGCUGCAUUCGGACCUUUUGGGAAAAUCUCGGAUGCCCGUGUUGUGAAGGACAUGACGACAGGCAAAUCAAAGGGGUAUGGAUUUGUGUCCUUCUACAACAAACUGGAUGCAGAGAAUGCCAUCAUUAACAUGGGGGGACAGUGGCUUGGAGGGCGCCAAAUCAGGACCAACUGGGCAACGCGUAAACCACCAGCUCCAAAGAGCGUCAUGGACAAUGGCUCAAAGCAGCUGAGGUUCGAUGACGUACUGACUCAGUCCAGUCCACAGAACUGCACCGUGUACUGUGGAGGGAUCCAGUCAGGACUAUCAGAACACCUAAUGCGCCAGACCUUCUCACCGUUUGGUCAAAUAAUGGAAAUUAGAGUUUUCCCAGAGAAAGGAUACUCUUUCAUCAGGUUUUCCUCCCAUGACAGUGCUGCCCAUGCCAUUGUUUCAGUAAAUGGCACAGCCAUUGAAGGACACAUUGUGAAGUGCUUCUGGGGCAAAGAAUCUCCUGACAUAGCAAAAAAUCCACAGCAGGUUGAGUACAGUCAGUGGGGACAGUGGAACCAAGUCUAUGGGAAUCCGCAGCAGCAGCAGCAGCAGCAGCAACAACAACAGCAGCAGCAGCAACAACAGCAGCAGCAGCAGCAGCAGCAACAACAACAACAACAACAACAGCAGCAGCAGCAGGCGUAUGGGCAGUAUGUGACCAAUGGGUGGCAAGUGCCCUCCUACAGCAUGUACGGCCAGACGUGGAACCAGCAAGGAUUUGGAGUAGAGCAGUCCGGGUCAUCAGCCUGGGUGGAAGGCUUUGGAUCUCAGUCAGCCCAGGCUGCAGCCCCACCCGGGUCAGUCAUGUCCAACCUGGCCAACUUCAGCAUGGCUGGCUACCAAACACAGUGAGCUGGUCUUAACCUAAGUGUAGUACCAAGAGGAUUUUGUCAACCCUUUUAGACCACACAGCACUCUUUGAUCUGGACAGCUGCUGUGUUAGCAGAAGGGCGGGGGCCAUAUUCACAAAGCCUUUGUAGCUAAUAGUUGCUCCUAAACAACCCGUUUAACAAUUAUGUUUUAAAUGACAGUGUCCAUUUCACUCAGAUCUUUACAAAACUUUAUUUGAUGAUAAUUCAUAGUUCUGUUAUGGAAAAGUGCUCUUGGGCUUCUGAAGUAGCCAAACCAACUGUCUUUGUCUAAGUAGAUGUUAAAGGACACACCGACCUUCUGAAUGUUUGGCCCUGUGAAAACCUUACCCAGUAAGUGACAAAGGGUUUGCAGCGUUGACAUGCUUACUGGACAGCUAUCUUAACAGAGACAAAGACCAUUUGAUGUCUCUUAUCACAUACUGAAUAAAUUGACCAAUGGGCCAAACCAUCAAAAAGUCAGAGUUCUCCAUCAAAACUAAUUGUUACCCUCCCAUAUUCAGAAUUUGAGCAAAAUAUCUCUGAAAAUCAUGAAAUGUAGACAUAGAAACAUGAUAGUCACAGUAUUUUAGUUGAAUAAAAAGCACACUUACUACAAGCCAUCAUAAUACUCCAGCAUCUCACUGGAACAUAACUAGGAUUAUAAUCCCUGGAAACCUCAAACUUUAUAACAUCAAUAUUGAAUCAUCAAACUAUAGCAAUGUCCACUCUCAGUUUGCCAAUAUGUUUUUUAAUAUUUCAGCGUUUGCUACAGACUUGUCAAAAUGUUUAUUUACUUGUCAUAUUUGGGGCAUUUUUCUGUCAUUUUAUACAACAGAAUACAAAACUCCGCUCGAGUCUUCAUGCAUUGAUUAAGUUCAUUUUUGUGAUAUAGGUCAGUUUGUAAAAUAGCAUACGGUGAUAACAGUGUUGCACAGAUCGAGCGGGUAUGAUCGAUCGGUCACCAUGAAUUUGUGCUACAAACUGUACUGAGCCACAAGAAUGAACCAAUUUGCUAAAAGUUGGUCUGGGCUUAGCUUCAGCUCGUAGCUAGAAAUUCGGUCCCAUUUUGAUAUAUUAAUGAAAAAUGCUUUGUGAAUAGAGGCCCUGGAAUGGUAGUUUACCUUUCCAGUACAUGUGAAGAAACUGUUUGUAUAAACAACUGUGGCUUUAAAGGAGAUAUAAGCGGGGCGUGGUAUUUCCUGGGUAAAUUUUGUGUAUAAAGAAAAAUGUCACCUACACAACUCUGAAAGCAAAAAAAAAUUGUUUUUUCAUUUUUUGUAUCGGAGUGAUCAGCAUGUUCUUUGCAGACUUUUGAUGGAUUUUAGUUUACACCGUAAAGUAGCCUAGAUUUGACUAAUUUAUAAUCAUGUGUCUCAAAGUAAAGGCUAUAGCACGUGCUCACUAUAUAAAGAAAAUAUUGUAAAAACAGCUUAACCCCCAAUCUUUGUAAAGGUAACUGACUGUGUGCUGAUUCUGGGGGCUGGUUUCCUGGAAAGAUAACGCAUCUUGGAUAUUUUCUUCCUUCCUCUUGAUAACCUCAGUUAAUUUAUAGUCAGUUCUUUCUAAUGGCUUUUAGAGUUUUUGCAAAGAACCUUAAUUUAGCACCCAAACCAGCCCCUAAUGAUAUUGCAUCAUGUUUUACAUCAUUCAAAAUUCUUAAGUUUUUGUGUAAAGACAAGUUGUCCAGUGUUUUAGACUUACUAUGAAUUGGGAUGGUUUUAUUUUACGAAAGUGGAAGUUUUCCUAAAUAUAUCAUUGAUUUUUCAGGGCAGCGGGCACCUUUCUGCCCUUUUAGUGCAUUCUGAAUUUUCUCAGUAUUUGCAGAAUAUUUCCAUAUAUUCUAGGUAAAGUAUUUUUAAAAAAUCACUGGCAAAUUGUGACAAGAGGAUUUCUCAAAGAUGUCCUGCCAUUUGGAUUUUAUUUGCAUAUGUGCCAUUCUGUACAGUACAUUACACUCCUUGUAAGCUCAUUCUCCUUUUCCUGUUGAACAAACUUGAUAAUGAUUUAGUUUGUUUGUUUAUUAGACCUGGGGGAUGUUUGUGUAAUGUGGCCGAGAGUGUAAAUAUAAACCUUCAUCACAAACCUUCAUGAAACUUAAGAAAUAAUGUACAUACUGUAGGUAGAAAUGCCAUCAUUAAAUUUCAGCAAUAUGAUUUAUGAAUAAGCCUUAAUUGAUGUGACGGUAAAUUCAAACUUUGUGUUAUUUACAGAGGCUCCAUUACAAACCUAAAUUCUUUUCCAUUGUGGAUUUUCCCCAUUUUUAAGUUUGUGUGCCAUUUUCAGAAGGUAGCAGGAAGCAGGUGAUGUUUCAGCUUGAACUGCACGCUUAUGACAUGUAAUACAUUUGUUGCUUAAAAUAUUGAAUGUAAUAGAAAUUUGCUUUUCAUGACAAUAAUACAUGUAGCCUAAGUUGAACAAUAGAAGUGAUGUUUAAUAGUAAAGGAUGAAAUCAAUUUUCCAUUUAAACGGGAAAACUCAAUAAGCGACUUCAAAUAAAGAAACGUUUGAACCUG
Sebastes umbrosus (honeycomb rockfish) is the source of this 3907-nucleotide messenger RNA. It is a transcript of the gene tial1, whose product is annotated as TIA1 cytotoxic granule-associated RNA binding protein-like 1. The coding region runs from base 172 to 1395 and encodes 407 amino acids. The record is from RefSeq and is a predicted model, not a curated record. Lineage: Eukaryota; Metazoa; Chordata; Actinopteri; Perciformes; Sebastidae. Gene Ontology annotation, molecular function: mRNA binding; DNA binding. The transcript is spliced from 12 exons.